Molecule: messenger RNA, 510 nt
Organism: Scheffersomyces coipomensis
Lineage: Eukaryota; Fungi; Ascomycota; Pichiomycetes; Serinales; Debaryomycetaceae
Exons: 1
Coding region: 1-510 (169 amino acids)
Source: RefSeq, a predicted model, not a curated record
AUGAAUAUAGAGGGUUCAAUCAAUCAAAUAUCUGGGUUGGUAUCUAAACAAUUGAAGAUUGCCGAUGUAUCUAUCAAGACGACAAGUAUAGAACAUAUUGAUUGGAAUCAAAUAAAACGAACUCCACAAUAUUUAAAACAGAAAAUGAAAUAUGGUAAUGAUUCAUUUACUAUAGAUGAAGAGUUUGAUGAUUUAGAACAGAACUUGAACCUAUUGAAUAAAAAGAUUAUUAGUUUACUGAAGUAUCAUAGAAGUUUUGAACAAAUUAUCACCACCAUAAAUAAUCAAUCUGAAACUAUUGCCACUUUAUUCAAAGACUUCUUCGAUCCAUACAAGAGUAUAUCAACUUGCAGUGAAACAGAUAAUAAGGUUUUUGAACAAGAAUGUGCUAAAUGGCAGAAUUUAACCUAUUACAUUGAAAAUAAUAAGAAAUUACUCCCUUCAUUUAAAUCUGAAAUGGAAUUGUUAAAUUUUGGUUUUAGAUGUUGUAUGGUUAUAUUGGUAAAUUAG